Molecule: messenger RNA, 882 nt
Organism: Candidozyma auris
Lineage: Eukaryota; Fungi; Ascomycota; Pichiomycetes; Serinales; Metschnikowiaceae
Gene: LYS5
Product: holo-[acyl-carrier-protein] synthase
Exons: 1
Coding region: 1-882 (293 amino acids)
Cellular component (GO): cytosol
Molecular function (GO): holo-[acyl-carrier-protein] synthase activity; magnesium ion binding
Source: RefSeq, a predicted model, not a curated record
AUGCAACAACUAUAUGACUGGCAAAUUGAUACAAGCAAGGACAUUCUUUUCACUUGCUCUGGCCACAGUGAAGAGCUCAAGUCAUUUCUCAAGGAUGACUAUAAUUUUGAAAGCUGUCUACGUCUAUUGAGUUUGAGAGAUCAGCUCAAGGUUCGCAAUGUCAAACACAAAAGGCACAUGGCACUUAUAUCUAGGCUAUUUUUGAAGUUCAUUAUAAAUUUGGUGAUCUGCAAAGCCACCUUGGAGCCUGAUGUCGAGUUGUGGAGGGAGCUAGAGUUCGGGUACAGUGAGCAUGGGAAACCCAUUCUUCCAAGCAAAUCGUUUGUUUUCAACAACAGUAACUCGAACGAGAUGUCUGCAGUAGCAAUACUGUUCAACUCAAGAGCAAUUGGCGUUGAUCUUUCCCAUGAAGAGCAGCAGUCAAUAUCCCCCAUAGACUUCAUAGAUCAGUUCAAGGACAUGUUUAGUGAUGGAGAGUUAUUGCAGCUUAAUGCAAUUGAGAACCAAGAAGAGAGGUAUAUCAAAUUCAAUCAGCUCUGGACACUUAAGGAAGCGUUUACGAAAUACUUGGGGUGUGGAUUGAACCUAGAAAUCUCAUCGUUCUCAUUUGAGAUGAGUAGCCUCCCUGAGGCUAGGAAACCAGUGAGCGAUUCUAACAUCAUUACUCAUCGGGAUGCGAGCUGGACAAAGAGCGAUAUUGAUGCUUCCGAGGUACCAACAAGCCUACUAAAAGAUUUAGGGUACGAUAUUCACUGCUACUCUACUACUUUGAGAACGUCAGAUAAGCUACCAGUAUUAGCCUCUGUCAUCUCCAAUUCGCCUACCAACCCAAUAAUAGUCGAGAUAGAUCUUUUUCAAAUACUCAAAAAUGAAAUUGUAUAA